Molecule: messenger RNA, 486 nt
Organism: Angiostrongylus costaricensis
Lineage: Eukaryota; Metazoa; Nematoda; Chromadorea; Rhabditida; Metastrongylidae
Source: the annotation of a GenBank genome assembly
AUGCCUGAUGUUUUGGAGGAGCGACUAGUGGCUGGACCAGGUAUUUCGGACUCUUCCGGUCUGCUCAAAUUACCUUUCUGUGACAGUAUGAGUAGUGUGUUGAGUUCCCAAACAUUGGAUACGUUGGCUGUACUCGAUGAGGCCGUGCAAAAAGAAACCGCGUUUAAAAUUAAGUCAUUUGCAUCUAUUUCCAAGCAACCUUUAAUGCCCGGAGUGGGCCAAUUACUUCCUGUCGUUUGUCAAGCCGUUGCUGGAGUUUCAGACCCUAGCUGUUUCACGCUGGUCUAUGACACUAUGCUGCGAUUAAGAUCGAGUUGUGAGAAGUUAGAAUGUCUGGAACUUGCACUGAAGCAAUCAUCAAGUGUUGAUCCCUCGUUUACUAACGCUCUGCGUGAUAUACGUAGCUCAUUGGUGCAGGUGUUUUCGUUUCCUUUUCGAGAUCUUUUCUAUCGAAAGAAAGUUCUUAUUGAAGUGUACUGUGACUGA